AUGUCAGUUCAACAAGAAGAUGUUAUUCGACCCACCGUAAAUUUUCCGCCGAGCGUUUGGGGUGAUGUGUUUUUGGCCUACCAACAGCAAGAAGAAGAAGAAGGGAUAGAAAAAGUGGUUGAUGACUUGAAAGAAGAAGUGAAGAAAGAAAUAUUGGCAAGUUUGAAUGAUCCGACGAAACAUUUGAAUUUGUUAAAGCUGGUUGAUGCUACCCAACGUACCUCCUUGUGGUUUCGACUCAUGCGACAACAAGGUUUCUUGGUCUCAAGUGAUACUUUCAAGACAUACAAGGAUAAAGAGGGAUGUUUUAAUGAGUCCUUAAAAAGUGAUCUUGAAGGUUUACUUGAUUUGUAUGAGGCAUCGUAUCUGAGCAUGCCUGGUGAGGUCAUACUAGAUGAUGCUCUUGAUUUUUCAAGAAAAUGUCUUGAUGACAUGGCAAAGAAUCAUCUUUUAAGCAGCCAUGGUUUAACCUGCUGCAAUCUCUCCAUAAAAAGGAGAUUUGCCAAAUAUCCAAGUGGUGGAAACGCUUUGAUGUCCCAACCAAUGUACCUUAUGCAAGAGAUAGAUUGGUUGAAUGCUACUUAUGGGCAUUAG
This is a messenger RNA of Lactuca virosa, 594 nucleotides long. The record is from the annotation of a GenBank genome assembly. Lineage: Eukaryota; Viridiplantae; Streptophyta; Magnoliopsida; Asterales; Asteraceae.